AUGGUGUUGCCCAAGAGUGUCAUGGAAGCACCCACAGCCAUCUUCUCUAAGAACGCCUUCCCUCGCAGUGUGGAGCAGCACUACCACCCUGGGUAUGGCGUCCUGGCUGCCCGACUACGAGCGCGCCACCUGCGCUUGGUACAUCCCCCGUCCACAGACGAGCUCAAGGACACCAGGGCGAGGCUGAGGAGAGAGAAUCGCACGCAGGCAGCCCUGAGAGACAUCUCCUUGCACAUCCUCACACUGCUUCUGUUUUCGUUUAUAAUAUAUGGGACAUACCCCCGAGAAGAGUAUUCUCUCAAUCAGGCUAUCAGGAAGGAAUUUACAAGAAAUGGCAGAAACCCUCUGGGUGCCGUGAGAAGUGUCGAGGAGUGGUGGGACUGGAGUCUGACCACACUGCUGGACGGCCUGUACCCUGGGGGCACCUUGGCUGCCCAGGAGCCGCGGGCUCAGGCUGGAGCUCUGGGAGGAAAAUGCUACCAAAUAGGUAGUUUAGUGAUUGAGCAGCUGAAAGUCUCUCCUAGCAGUGAAUGUAAGCCUCCCAGGAUGUCUUCAGGACUCACUGGAGAUGCUCUUCCUGCAUGCAGCUCCAAAGUUGGAGACUUCGAGCACUCUUAUGAGAUAUUCCCAGAGAAUCAAAAUGUGACUCUGUGUGGACCUGAGGGCUGUGGGGUGAGGGCGAACUGCGUGCGGAGCCUGGGCAGAACAAGGCGUGAGGCCCACGCUGCUCUGAGCAGCCUCAGGACGCGCAGGUGGAUCAACCACAGCACCCGGGCCGUGUCUGUGCACUUCACCCUCUACAACCCUCCCACUCGCCUCUUCACAAGGCUGACCCUGAGUGUGGAGAUACUCCCCACGGGCAGCCUCGUCCCCUCGUCCCUGGUGGAGUCAUUCAGCAUCUUUCACAGCAACACCCCCCUGCGCUACUACCUGAUACUUUCCCAGCUGGCCUUCCUGGUGCUCAACCUGGCCCACCUCUGGUUUCAACUCUACAACCUGAUUGAGAAAGGAGGCCUCAACUACUGGCGAAAACCAAGAAACUGGCUGGAGCUCUCUGUGGCAGGAGUGGGCCUCACCUACCAUGCAGCCUGUGGCCACCUUGCUACUCUGGCCGGGGGCAUCGCUGACCAGUUCCGCCAAGGGCUUUGCCAAGCGUCUUUGGACCUCAGCCUGGUGGCAACAUGGAAUCAGGACCCUAAAUUGUGUAAGGAAGCAGGUGUUAAUGCAGCAUGA
Messenger RNA from Tupaia belangeri chinensis (Chinese tree shrew), 1233 nucleotides. RefSeq names its product polycystic kidney disease protein 1-like 1. Gene Ontology annotation, molecular function: monoatomic cation channel activity. The coding region runs from base 1 to 1233 and encodes 410 amino acids. The record is from RefSeq and is a predicted model, not a curated record. The transcript is spliced from 10 exons. Gene Ontology annotation, cellular component: plasma membrane. Gene Ontology annotation, biological process: calcium ion transport. Lineage: Eukaryota; Metazoa; Chordata; Mammalia; Scandentia; Tupaiidae.